GCUCGCGUCCCUUCGGCUGUCCCGCGAAUUCACCAAAAACUGUUCACAUAGACCGAUCGUGUUGAUAAUUAUUCGUGAUUCCGAGAAAUUGGCAUUUGCAUCCUUAGUCGCUCGGUGUAUACAACAUUUAGAGUUAUACUUUCCCAAUUAAUGCGUCAAGUGUCAUCGUGAGAUAACCUGCGAGUGAAUUAUUCCUAUUAAUGGCGUUUGUUCGUGGCAUGGUCUUUAAUUGAACAAUUUCUGUAGUCUUAUUGCUUCUCGUUUAGAUACUAUUGUUUUGUUGAAUUGAGGAAAGUUAAUUUUAAGUGGGUUUUCGUAUAGUUAAACAAACAUGAUGAACGGUCACGAAAGUGAUACAGAGCAAUCCGAAGUAAACACCCAUUAUUUGAGAAGAGCGCCUAAUUGCCGGAGAGACGGCGAUCCUUUUGAUGAUGCUGUUGAAGAAAGAGUUAUUAAUGAAGAAUAUAAGAUUUGGAAGAAGAACACUCCAUUCUUGUAUGAUCUUGUCAUGACCCAUGCAUUGGAAUGGCCAUCGCUUACAGCACAAUGGUUACCCGAUGUAACAAGACCUGAAGGAAAGGACUAUUCUGUUCAUCGUCUCAUCCUUGGUACUCAUACAUCUGAUGAGCAAAAUCAUUUGCUAAUUGCCAGUGUUCAAUUACCAAAUGAAGAUGCUCAGUUUGAUGCUUCUCACUAUGACAAUGAGAAAGGUGAAUUUGGAGGUUUUGGUUCUGUCAGUGGAAAGAUAGAGAUUGAAAUCAAAAUCAAUCAUGAAGGAGAAGUCAAUAGAGCAAGAUAUAUGCCUCAGAAUCCUUGUGUUAUUGCAACCAAAACACCUUCCAGUGAUGUCUUGGUCUUUGAUUACACCAAGCACCCUAGCAAACCUGACCCUAAUGGAGAGUGUCAUCCUGAUUUGCGGUUACGUGGACAUCAAAAAGAAGGAUAUGGUUUGUCUUGGAAUCCUAACUUAAAUGGAUACCUGUUGAGUGCAUCAGAUGAUCAUACUAUCUGUCUCUGGGAUAUCAAUGCUACACCUAAAGAAAACAGAGUUAUCGAUGCUAAAACUAUUUUUACCGGUCACACUGCUGUUGUGGAAGAUGUUGCAUGGCAUUUACUGCACGAGUCUCUUUUUGGAUCUGUUGCUGAUGAUCAGAAAUUAAUGAUCUGGGAUACACGAUGCAACAAUACAAGUAAACCAAGCCAUACUGUUGAUGCUCACACAGCAGAAGUUAAUUGUCUUAGUUUCAAUCCAUACUCUGAAUUUAUUCUGGCAACUGGUAGUGCAGACAAAACUGUUGCAUUAUGGGACUUAAGGAAUUUAAAAUUGAAAUUGCAUUCGUUUGAAUCACAUAAAGAUGAAAUCUUUCAAGUUCAAUGGUCACCCCAUAACGAAACUAUUUUGGCUAGCAGUGGAACUGACAGGCGUUUACAUGUGUGGGAUCUCAGUAAAAUUGGUGAAGAGCAGUCUACGGAAGAUGCUGAAGAUGGUCCACCAGAAUUAUUGUUCAUCCAUGGUGGUCACACUGCUAAAAUAAGUGAUUUUUCAUGGAAUCCUAACGAAGCAUGGGUAAUUUGCUCUGUGUCUGAAGACAACAUCAUGCAAGUUUGGCAAAUGGCUGAAAAUAUCUAUAAUGAUGAAGAACCUGAUACACCUGCCAGUGAACUUGAAACUGGAGCUCCAUAAGCCAUUAGGUUUAAAUGUAUAUUUUGCAUUUUUUAUUUUCAACGUUUUAAUUAUUAUGUUGUUUUUGUAUUCAUCCAAGUAAUACGAUAUUUACAAUAAGACAAAUCGCGUAAACUGUAUUUGAUUUUAAAAUGUAUCAAAAAUGUACUCAUUUUUUUCUUUCCUCGUUAAAAUAAUAAAUCAUUGUAGUGUCUAAUAAUACCAUUGUAAUAGCAUCAGUGAUGUAUAACUACUCGAUAUUUUUUUACAAUUUGGCAGUUAAAGAAAAAACGAUAACUUAAAUAAUAACUUGUGAUCUAACUAACGAAAUCCGUGAAUGUCAAAUUUUACCUGUAAGAAUUGAAAUAUAUUGCAAACUUUUUUA
Molecule: messenger RNA, 2048 nt
Organism: Phymastichus coffea
Lineage: Eukaryota; Metazoa; Arthropoda; Insecta; Hymenoptera; Eulophidae
Gene: Caf1-55
Product: chromatin assembly factor 1 p55 subunit
Exons: 5
Coding region: 332-1684 (450 amino acids)
Biological process (GO): regulation of gene expression
Cellular component (GO): nucleus; ESC/E(Z) complex; NuRD complex
Molecular function (GO): histone binding
Source: RefSeq, a predicted model, not a curated record